UUCACAUUAGAGAGAGAGAGAGAGAGAGAGAGACGUAGUUCUCAGGCUCAGAGGCAGUGCCGGAGUCUAUCACCAGGCUGUGAGUCUGCCUGAGGAGUCCUUCCUCACCCCGUGCCCGACCAGCUGUGUGGAGGCCGUACCGCCGGCCGUUGCUAGGGGCAACCUCCUCCAUAGACGGGAACCGUUUGUUUACCGCGGCUGGAUUAUCGCCUGGGCGAAGGACACGCAGACACACAACCUGCAGCCUCCAUCACCCCUCCACCAUCACCCCUCCACCAUGGGGUCUGUGAAAGACCUGUGCGUGUCUAGCUUCCAGACGUUCUUGUGUCCAGCGGUGGAGGAGAUCCAGGAGGUCAAAGUGCCUGAUGACCUCUCUCCAGAGGAGCACCAGGAGCUGGAGAACAUCCGCCGGCGCAAGCAGGAGCUGCUGGAUGAUAUCCAGCGGCUGAAGAAUGAGAUAGCAGAGGUGACCAGUGAGAUAGAGAACCUUGGUUCCACAGAGGAGAAGAAAAACAUGCAGAGGAACAAGCAGGUGGCGAUGGGGCGCAAGAAGUUCAACAUGGACCCCAAGAAGGGGAUCCAGUUCCUGAAAGAGAACGACCUGCUGAAGAACACCAGCGAUGACAUCGCCCAGUUCCUCUAUAAGGGGGAGGGGCUUAACAAGACGGCCAUCGGAGACUACCUGGGGGAGAGAGACGACCUGAACCUGCAGGUCCUCCAUGACUUCGUGGAGCUCCAUGAGUUCACCGACCUCAACCUGGUGCAGGCCCUGAGACAGUUCCUGUGGAGCUUCCGUCUCCCGGGCGAGGCCCAGAAGAUCGACAGGAUGAUGGAGGCCUUCGCAGCGCGCUACUGUCAGUGCAACCCCGGGGUCUUCCAGUCCACCGACACCUGCUACAUCCUGUCGUUCGCCAUCAUCAUGCUGAACACCAGCCUCCACAACCCCAACGUGAAGGACAAGCCGGCCGUGGAGCGCUUCAUCUCCAUGAACCGGGGCAUCAACGACGGGGGGGACCUCCCAGAAGAGCUGCUCAGGAACCUGUACGACAGCAUCAAGAACGAGCCGUUCAAGAUCCCCGAGGACGACGGCAACGACCUCACACACACCUUCUUCAACCCCGACCGCGAGGGCUGGCUGCUGAAACUGGGGGGUCGUGUAAAGACCUGGAAGAGGAGGUGGUUCAUCCUCACCGACAACUGUCUGUACUACUUUGAGUACACUACGGACAAGGAGCCCCGGGGCAUCAUACCGCUGGAGAACCUGAGCAUCAGGGAGGUGGAGGACAAGAAGCCUAACUGCUUUGAGCUCUACAUCCCCGACAACAAGGACCAGGUGAUCAAGGCCUGCAAGACGGAGGCUGACGGCCGCGUCGUCGAGGGCAACCACACCUUCUACCGCAUCUCGGCCCCCACCUCAGAGGAGAUGGACGUGUGGAUGAACAGCAUCAAAGCGGCCAUCAGCAGGGACCCCUUCUACGAGAUGCUGGCCGCCCGGAAGAAGAAGGUCUCCUCCAUGAAGAGGCACUAGGGCAGGCGGCUCUCCGGGGCCCCUGGAGGGCCCUUCACAGACUAUAGGGGCCCCUGGGAGGGGGAGGCAGCGGGCCCCGCACUCCUCAUGGGGACGACCCCCCCCCCCCCCCCCCCCCCCGUGGACGUAAUAAUAAUAAGAGUCUCGGGGGGCCUCUCAGGGGCCCCAGACGGGAUCCCGCGGCUGUCGCUUCAGGUCUCCGCUUGCUACCAAAAGUAAAACAGAGAGCAUGCUGGGAAGGUUUAUUUUUUCGAUGAUUUCUGGGAAAGCCCUCUUGUGGCUUUCCCGGCGUUCCCGAUGUGUAUAUAAGUCUUAGAAUGUUUGCUUUAACUUCCCCCCCCCCCCUGCCCGCCUACUGAGCGGACAUCAAAGACACCCCCCCCCUCCUAGUGUGUGUGUGGACCCCUUAAUGGGGAACACAUGUACGCCUCGCGCUUCGAGCUCCUCAGCGGGUCUGACGAGUCGCUCCCCGACCCAAACCGGUCCCGGAAUGGAAAGCCAAACUUCACAUUUCAUUUAGUUCCCGUUAUGCUUUAAGGGACGUCGGCGUUCUGUUUCCUCAGCUUCUAACGCAGGACUCUCUCUCUCGCUCUCGCUCUCGCUCUCGUUCUUCCAGUUUUUCCGUUGUGUUCUUCCGUUGUGUUCCUCCGGUUCUUCCGUUGUGUUACUGUCUGGAGGCGGGAGUGGAGUGUGUGUCGUUUUAUACGCUUUUUUAACGUUCCUCUACGUCUUUCUGUUCGAACCAAGGUUUGUUCCUCAGGAGAUUGUUUCCGGAUUCCAGGAUCAUUCUGACCAGCUCUAUGCUCGACUAACCAGGUCUGGAGUCUGAACCUCCUUGGACUCCAGAACACACAGGCGUGAGGUUCUGCGUGGGAACACGGGAUGAUCACAGGACUCUUCCACCGCCAGGGUUGCCAGAUUUGGGCCAGAUUUCCCGCCAAAUCUGGCAACCCUGUCCGCCGGCCACAGAGAUAUCUCUGGACCUGUGAGGCCUGAGUCUUCAGGAGCCUUGAGGAGGGGCCUCACCAAGGCUCAUCGCCAGGAGAUUGUUCAGAAUUUGAGCUUGUGUCUUGUUCCAUCGUCAUGUUCAAAACGUCUUUUGGUUUCUGCCGAUGCGUCCAUCGUGCUCCUUCUCUCUCUGACCUUUGGGCCGCUCGGCUCGUGAGCAGCGGGGUAAGGAGCCGCCGGUUCGUAGCGUUGACUCGGCGUCCGUCCGUCUGGGCCUCCUCUGCAGCCCUACCGACGCCCGCUCGACGGCGCCGCUAGAGAGGAGCCUCUUCAACCUGAGACGGUCCAUGUGUCUCGCUGGGGAGCCGAAGCGCAGAGUGAAACGGAUCUCUCCCGUCGUAAUAUUCAUCCCCCGGUCGUCUUCUUCGUACCUCGGUGUCUCCGCCACGCGAGAGACCGUCGCAAACAAUUACGUUUCGGUGCAAAGUUUAUGGCCCACAUUAUGUAGUUCAGCUUAUCCACCGCUGCGGCCAAAAACGGGAACCAAUUAAAAUACUGCAAAAUACUCCGAGAGGGCAAUCACGAUCGUCCCUUCGCCGAGAGGCCCCGUCUUAGGAUAAACACACAGGGGCCCUCAUGCGAACGAUGGGCAGAACCCCCUCCUCAGUGUAAGGAGAGACCUCUGCCUUCAUCCUCGGCCUCUGUGAGGGUGGAGGAGAGUGUUUAGAGCGUCAGGCCAUGGUCUCUGGUUCUAGACUAGCCUAUAGCUAGUCAUGCUGUGUCCCCCACUAACUAGUAACUAGUCCUGUUCUCUCCCGGUCUUUCCUGCGCACUGAUCCCACCGAUACGAGACUACCCGCAAAACAAUCGUAAAUAUAGAUAGUACGGCUUUAUUUAUCAGAAGUGUAUAUACUUAAAUGUAUAGUGGGUAUUCGUCGAAAACCCUUUUUCUUCAUUUUUUUUGAUACGUGUAAUAGUCGGUAGUAGAGUGACUUUAUUUCCUCUAUCAUUUUUAUCAGUGUUUGAUUUGAGGGUUCUAUCAUUGCCAUGUAAUAAAGCUCAAAUAAAAGACAAAGGUGUAGUGUGUACUUGUGAACGUCCGUUGAACAAACAUUCAUUCUCGGUUGAAAUCAAUAUUACGAAGAAAGUGUAUGUCAUUUAAGCAUUAUAUCAUAUCGCCCCAGCAGAGGGGGCUGUGUCCCAGGUCUCACCGCUCACUUCCUUCUGUGACGGCCGGAUGAUGUCACCGGUAACCGUAAUUUGAUGUGAUUUAGAAAACGGCCAAUGCAUUAAUUAUACCUGGACUUCCUUGUUGUUCAACUGUCACCCUGUUCUCUUACAAAGGCGUUUCCAGUCACGCUGUAGGACGGCGGUAAAGCAGGCUGUGUCUCACAAUGGACCUUGGUGUGUUAUGAAUAGCUAUCUGUUCUCUGACAGUGUAUGUUUCCCCGAGUCCUGCUUUCAGAGGAUGAAUUUCACAACUGACAUUUGGCCUGAAGUAGAAAUGCAAGUAAAUGUGCGUAUCAUGUGAAAUAAUGCCUGGAAAACAGAUCAAUAACAGAUGUAUUUCCCCAUCGCUGUCGUUUGUGAUGUGUGUUUACCGUAUUCCACAGCAAAGCGACAUGGAGGCGGAGUCCAUGCAUAUCCGAUGUUCUGCACGAACGCACAUAUCGUGACCUUUAAACAGUGGGGCGAACACUCGUAGUCGCACAACACAUGCACACACAACAACACAGGCAACAAGACACGCACACGCAACAACACACACACCCGCAUCCACACACGCACAUGCAACAACACACGCACACGCAACCACACACGCACACGCAACAACACAUGCACACGCACCUACAACACAGCACACGCAACAACACACGCGCACACAGUCACGCACAUCAAACACCUUUCUCGCUUUGAGCUGGCGACGCUAAGAUCACAAAAUGAUAUUAUUAGAUACAUUAUUAUUAUUAAAAAACAUUUGUCAUUUCUGGAGGAAAGGGAAUUAAAACACCUCUCAGCCAUGCGUAGGCUUCAAAGGACCCCAUCAGGGUGAUGACCAGCGGGUCUCGGAGCGUGAUAGAUAGAUCAGAGACUUUAUUGUCAUUGCACAUGUCACAAGUACAGACAAACGAAAUGACCAGUUACAUCCCGUCCAAGAAACAUAAAAGGACAGUGUUGGGAGACAGGACGGAGACUGUCGGGGCACAUAAGCCCCCUCAUUAUUAGAUAUAAAAGGGAAAACAAGAGGGAAAAAAGGUAAUUCCCAAUAGGCUCCUCUAAGGGGGGCACAGUGUAGGGAUUAGGAAAAAAACACCUCAGGACAUAAGCAACAUAU
This is a messenger RNA of Gadus chalcogrammus (walleye pollock), 4811 nucleotides long. It is a transcript of the gene cyth1a, whose product is annotated as cytohesin 1a. The transcript is spliced from 13 exons. Bases 278 to 1528 code for a protein of 416 amino acids. Gene Ontology annotation, molecular function: guanyl-nucleotide exchange factor activity. The record is from RefSeq and is a predicted model, not a curated record. NCBI's taxonomy places the organism in Eukaryota, Metazoa, Chordata, Actinopteri, Gadiformes, Gadidae. Gene Ontology annotation, biological process: regulation of ARF protein signal transduction.